AUGCUGCUCUCAGCCGCACUUCUGGCUUUCACGGCCUCUGCCGCCGUCGUCAUCAUCCCCGGCGGCGGCGACCCCAAGCCCUACAACGGCCCCGCCCCCGUCACAUCCGCCGACGCCUUCUUCCGGCAGUCGGCCCCCAACGAAUUCCUCAACAACACCGCCCAAGGCGACUCCUUCAUCCGCGGCGCGAUCCAGGCCUGGGGCGAGCACCUGCACCUGGUCGUGCGCCCGGACGAGGUCUGGUUCACGAUCCUGGUGCAGCUCAACUUCUACAUGCUCUCGCACUCGGCCGACGUGCGGCCCCUCUUCACCGACUCCACCAACCGCACCGAGAUCUACGUCGAGGACGUCAGCUGGCCGGCGAUACUCACCGACUUCGCGGCCGCCAUCCAGGCCCACGUCAAGCCCGCCUGGCUGCUCGACUGGCUGGUCCCGUCCUUCAGCACCUCCACCCGCGCCGACGCGCUCACCGCCGCCGUGCUGCUCAUGGGCCUGGCCAAGGCCUACUUCAAGUACGUCGCCAAGCUGGUCUGCGGCCUGCCGUCGGUCACGCUGCUCGGCACGCGCGCCGACUGGGCCGCGCUGCUGGCCAAGCUGGACCGGCUGCCCGCCUUCGGCGACGAGCCGGCCGCGUACGCCGCCCGGCUGCGGCCGAUCCUGCGCCGGUUCGUCGCCAGCUUCGACGACCCGGACGCCGAGGACACCCGCCGCUUCUGGAACCAGAUCGUUUCGGCAAGGGCGGCCCAUGUGUGCGGCGAACCGCCCGUGUACCUGACCGGCUGGAUCGGCGGGUUUUACUACUGGAAUGGUGACGGAGGCGCGUUUGGCCGGCCGACCGGCCGCAGGGACGCGCUGGUGCUGGACGGCGUCGAGUAUCCCAUGCUGGACCUGAUGUCACCGUGUCACCUGACGACGGUGCCGGUCGGCUAUACGACGGCGCCGCUGGUGCUGCGCGACUGGGACGGCGUGAAGGAGUUUCCCGCGUUUGUGGCCGCGGGGACGCUGGGGAAGCAGAUCACGAUCGGGCCGCCCGACGGGUACAAGGAGGCGCUGGAGAGAAGCGGGGAUAAUGUGAGUCUGGCUGCUGUGGAGGCGGAGCAGGAGCAUGCGACGCUGAGACCGCUGAGCGGGUGGAUGCUCUACGGGCCGCUGGAGGACCAUAACGCUACUUCGUCGGCGUUGGUGGAAGAGGAAUUGCAGCAGAUUCAGGCCGGUAUCGUGCGGUUCAUGACAGGGGAGACGUGCGGGUUGGCCGAUGCUCCAUAG
This is a messenger RNA of Thermothielavioides terrestris NRRL 8126, 1266 nucleotides long. RefSeq lists its product as uncharacterized. The transcript is spliced from 3 exons. Lineage: Eukaryota; Fungi; Ascomycota; Sordariomycetes; Sordariales; Chaetomiaceae. The record is from RefSeq and is a predicted model, not a curated record. Bases 1 to 1266 code for a protein of 421 amino acids.